AACCUUCUACCACUAUCUUAAAGCCCCUUCUUGAUUUAAACCACACAGCACAAGCACUCUGCGCUCAGAAUCUAGUUUUCGUAGCCGUAACAUAGAGAAAAAGCUAAUGGCAAAGCGUUUGAUUCCGACCUUGAAUAGGGUUCUGGUGGAGAAGAUUGUGCCUCCAACCAAAACCCCAGCUGGUAUUCUUCUUCCUGAGAAAUCUACCAAGUUGAAUUCAGGGAAAGUUGUGGCUGUGGGGCCUGGAUCGUAUGAUAAAGCUGGAAAUGUGAUACCAGUGGGUGUUAAGGAAGGUGACAAUGUUCUCUUGCCUGAAUAUGGUGGCACCCAAGUUUUCCUUGGCGACAAAGAGUACCAUUUGUUCAGGGAUGAGGAUAUAUUGGGCACUCUGCAUGAUUGAGAUUAUGAUCAAGGUGGUAGUGGAGUUUUCUCUUGGAGGCUUUAAUUUAGAUUCUUGGGUUCAAAUAUCGCAAAUGAAACUAGUUAGUGUUGGUACUGUUGCAAAAUGUAUGUUAACAUUGUUUUGGAACAUGACUUUGAGUGAUUAAGAACGUCUCAUUUCCACUUUUCAAUGCUUGAUCCAUAUAAUAUGGUGUCGGGUCUAAGGAUGUAUAGUUGUAUUAUCAUCCACAAUUGAUGUGAAUAGCUCGCAAAGGACAUGAAAUGUAUACAAACAGCUGAAC
This is a messenger RNA of Ilex paraguariensis (yerba mate), 683 nucleotides long. The record is from the annotation of a GenBank genome assembly. Lineage: Eukaryota; Viridiplantae; Streptophyta; Magnoliopsida; Aquifoliales; Aquifoliaceae.